Molecule: messenger RNA, 4950 nt
Organism: Contarinia nasturtii (swede midge)
Lineage: Eukaryota; Metazoa; Arthropoda; Insecta; Diptera; Cecidomyiidae
Product: probable cyclin-dependent serine/threonine-protein kinase DDB_G0292550
Exons: 7
Coding region: 1434-3515 (693 amino acids)
Biological process (GO): regulation of transcription by RNA polymerase II
Cellular component (GO): nucleus
Molecular function (GO): protein binding
Source: RefSeq, a predicted model, not a curated record
AGUGCUUGUAGUAUACGAUUAACGAGCAACGGCGAAAGUAGCAAGACUAGAGCAAAAAGAAAGAAGUGAAAAAAACAAAAACAACAACAUCGUACAAUAAAGCCCAAGAGUACGAACUAUAUACAGAGAAUAAGACAUCAAGCAAAGAAAAAUUCACAUCACAUAUCAGUGUGUCGCCGAUCGGUGUGCUGAGUAAACCGAUUCUUUUUCUACUCGUAACAAAAAUUAGAAAAGAAAUUUUUUAUUUCGAACGAUUUAUAAUAAUUAUUUAAAAACUUUGUGUUCUUCUGUGCGUAAAUUUGAUCAUAUUUUUGCAACGAUUCUAACUACUUUGUGGUUUUAUCGACAUUGGAUCAUUUUAAUUGAAGAUAAAUCAGUUUUUGAUUUGAAACUGCGCAACGCGAUUUGAUAAAAGAAAAUUCGUUGUCUUUCUUUUUUUUAACGAAUUUUUCGAGGGAGAGAGAUAAUUCCCGAUUUAACUGGGCAAUUUGGGAGCAUUCUUCAUCACAACAGUGCAACUCAUCAUCAUCACAAUCAAUUUUGUGCUAGUGAACUGAAUUGACAAGCAAGAAAAUAAAAGAAGAAAACGUUAAUCAGAAAAUUACCGAAAAUUCUAAUCGACGACGACUACAACGCGAGAGAGCGAGCAAGAGAGAAAAGUAAUGCGAACGCAACCGUUUAUCGUCGUGCUAUUCAAGUUUGUCGCAUUCUAAAUUUAUUUGGUUUUCUUGAAUUGAUUGAAAUAAUAAAAUAUUUAGAAAUAAAAAAAACACCGAGAUUGAGUGAGGAGACAGUGUAUGAGAUUGUGUGCAUGUAAUAUAAUAUAUAUAUAUACAUACGCGAAAUAUUAUCGUAUAGAAAGACAGAGAGACAUAGUUCCGAGCAUAUUGUAUAUCAUCAUUGCACAAUAUGUAUCACGGGAUACAAAUGCAAAAGAAAUAGAAUUAAACGUCACCAAGAUACAAUUUAGAAUUCUAAACAGCACGAGCAUCCGUGUGAGCUGAAACAGCAACAACAAAAAAUCGGCUAAAUUAAACGAAUUCUUUUUUUUUCCUUCUUCUUUAUUUUUGUUUGACUUCUAUACAUUGCGUCCGUCAUUUCUCACUCACUAAUAUAAAUUUCGAAAAUCGGACGAUGCAAGUCGACCGUCGCGCAACAAGAAUUUUAUUCACACCGAACAACAAUUUCACUAAUUCGUUUUGAUUUCGUGAAAUGCGAAUCUGAGCGAACGAUUAAGAUCACACAGAGACAGAAAGGAAGAGAUAUAAUAAAAGACGAUAAGACAGUAAAAUUGACUUAAAUCAGAACAUUUGCGAUAUUGAGAAUUUUUCUUCAAGAGAAAAAUACAGUGCAAAAACAUAUUUGAUUCGUGAUUUAUCAUCGAACAUUGUGAAUUGGAUACACAAGCUCCGAAGGAGAGACAGGAUUUACAGAUGAUUAAAAAAAUGCCGCAACCCAAUUGCCUUUACACAACCCGAUACUGCUGGGAAGCAGAGAAGGUCAAAACACUGAUACGAUUACGUGCAGAACUUUCUCCUUUGUUUACUGGGAAACGAAAUGCCUCCAAAUAUGCAUGGGCUGUGGUUGAACGUGAGCUUAACGUACCGUUACCGCUAUCGAAAAUCAUCAAAAAAUGGAAUAAUCUGCUGCAAGAAUACAAGGCAAUUAAAUUGUCGGAAGAACCAAAACGUCGUGAAUGGCCGUUCUUCAAUUUGAUGGAUCACUUUUUCAGCGAUCAAGUGAACGAUCCAACAUUGCGUUUAUUUUCGUCGACAAAAACAUUGGGCGCUGAUUCAUUGGAUGAAAGCAUCACAUUGAAAUUUGAAGAUGACCCAGUUAUGUCGGCAGCUAUUUCAGCUGCCACCGGUCACAGUUUGAUGGACAUUUCGGAAAUGAUGCGCAGCGGCAAUCGCGGUGGUGGCGGUGUUGUUGGCGGCGAUACCGGCGAAGAUCGUGAAUCGGACAAAGCCAGCGAACGCGAUUAUGAAGAUAUGCACCCAGAAGUUCAAAUGAAUAACAAUAAUUAUAAUAAUGGUGGUGAACGUCGCACAUCGCCGGCCCAUCAAAUACACGCCGCUAUGAACAAAUCGAUGAACAGCUCCAAUGCUGGAUCAAUUGGCAAUGGAACACGUGUCGGCACACCGAUUUGCAUGCAAACACAAAACGAUUACGAUGAUCAAGAUGACAUCAAACCACCGAUGGCACACACACCCGUAUUUAUGCCACAACAUCACAACAUCGAUCAAUAUCUUCUAUCCUGGAACAAUUUCCAUGGCAACAUGUGCAAAGGAUUCCAUAAUUUACAAAAAGAUGAAAAAAUGGUCGAUGUCACCAUUGCCGCCGGCGGUAAAAUUUUCAAAGCUCACAAAUUGGUUUUAUCGGUGUGCAGUCCAUAUUUCCAAAAGAUCUUCUUGGAUCAUCCAUCGUCGCAUCCGAUCUUAUUUAUGACCGAUGUGAACAGCAAUCAUAUGGCCGGUCUAUUGGAUUUCAUGUACAGCGGACAAGUGAAUGUAAAAUAUGAAGAUCUGCCGAAAUUCUUGAAAGUAGCCGAAAUUAUGCAGAUCAAAGGUUUACACACAGAGAGCACAACCGAUACCGAUGAGAAUAAAUACGCCCGAAAUGCAAUGAAAGAGCCUGUCAAUUAUAACAGCAAACAGCAAAGUUUAAAUAAUAAUAAUAAUAAUAACAACAACAACAACAACUCCAGCAAUAAUUUGAAUAUACCGAGCCCGAAUCAAAACCGUUCGACAUUCCGUGAGCAUAUUCGAGCUAAGAACCCAUACCAAGAUUUGAUAAACAGCAGUAGCAACAAUAAUAACAACAACUCAAGUACCAACAACAAUUUAACAAAUAAUAAUUCGAGUUUGAACAUCAACAUCAACAACAACAAUAAUAAUAAUAACAACAACAACAACAAUUUGAACAGUACCAAUCAAAAUCUAUCACCGAAAUAUGCAAUUCAACAAACGAAUAGCAGCAGUAAAAUUUUGGACAAUCAAAAGUAUCAUAAAUACUUCUCAAAGCGAAAAAUGAUGGCUCAAUAUGAAUUGGAAAUGAAAAAUGAAAAACGGAAUAAAUUAUCGAUGCCAACACCACCAGCGGCCCAUCAACCACAAGACGAACCGGUUGCUCUGUACAACAAGAGCCAUUUGCCGCCACCACAAACUGAACCCGAAGAGCUAACGGUUAACGAAACAAACAAUAACUCAAGUACCACGGCAAAUAAUAAUACCAUCAACAGCACAAAUAACAACAACAACAACAACAACAACAACAGCAUUAGCUCAUCCGAUGUACAAAAUAUCAAGGUUGAACCGGAUCUAGUGCAACGCAGCACCAGCGGUGUUAUAGCAACGGUGGCAACAACGGCCGUUAACGAUGAUGAUGACGACGACGAUUCAUCCAAUUCAGAGUACUUUUUGGCUGAUUUACGCAAACGGAAACAUUCCACAUCGGGCAUCGAACAAACAUUGGCACUGACCACAAAGAAAGAGGCUAGCACCGCAUGCAGUUGAAUUCAAUCGGUCGGUUUGGUCAUCGCCUAUCCCAUACCCCAUUUAAAAUAAAUUCUGAAUAUUUGACAAUAACAACAACAAAAACAAAAAAGCAAUCUGAUUUUUUUUCGCAUAGAUAUCGGUAAGAUAAAAUGUUAGAGAUUUAUUUAUGUUAAUGAUCAUUGAUCAAGCUAGAUGUUUGGCUGCUUCGAACAAUCAUCGGACGCAAAGCGAAUUCAAUUUGAUAUUUUUUAAUAUAUUGGUUUAGAAUUUCUUUUCGUUUCUUUAUAUUUUUUUCACGAACCUUUUUUUACUUGUUAAUAUAUCUCAGCAGCUAUAUAUUCAAGAAACAUGGAGUUUGCGACCUUUAAAUACUUUAGAUAUGUAUAAUUAGUUGUAUAAAUUCAAAAGUGCUCACAAUGUCACUUUUGUUCAAUUUGUUUUUUCUUCUUCAAUACUUUGGUGUGGUAACCGAGAUAAUUAUAGAUAGAUAAGUGUGUUCUUUUUUUCCCGUAUGAAAGCAACCAUCGAAUUAUAAGUUAAAGAAAAUAUUUUCUUUUUGUCUUCUAUAAGGUUCAAGUGCAAUUUGAACCGUUUUCGGUCUUGUGGCUUGAACUUGAUAUACUGUAUAGGUUAUAUAAGUUAUUUAAAACUGAACGAGAAAAGGAUCCAUUCCAUUUGUCUUGGAAAUUACUCGAUAGAAAAAUAAAACACCUUCCUUUUAAAUUAACACUUAUUUGUUAUUUUGUUAAAAUGAUAGAAAGAUUAUUGAACACUCUCAACAAAUCAACAUUAAUACACACCGUUCUUCCGAUAAUUUUUCUUUUAAUGUACUAUAAUAGAUCUUUGCUCAUUUACAAAUUGAAUGUGGCGCGUAUAGUAACCACACUCCCAUUGCUGCAAAUAGCAUAAGUGUACUUAAUUAUUUUUUUAAGACAAAACAAAUUGUUCAAUAAUUUACGAUCGAUUAUAAUUUAAGUACCAACAUCGAAAUUGAAUCCCCAAACUCUUUUCGAUCAGCGAUGAGAAAUUGUAAUUUGGCAUUUUAUCUAUCGUUUCUUUUUCAAUUUAUCCUUUGACUUCAAUUAAAUAUUUUAUAUUCUCUUUUUUUGCACCUUUUACCUAGGUAACUAAGCAAUUGUUCUUAUAAAAUGCAAUUCAAUCGUGUAAAUCAAUUUAACGAGAAAUAUUAUUGUGGUUUAAGAGAAACAAUGUGUUUUUCUUUGUUUUUAAAAAAAUAAAAUAAAAUUUAAAUUAUUUUUUUUGUUAUUUCUUUUAUGCUACCUCAGUUUUGUUUAAUUGCAUCUCCGAUUUGAUUGCAUUCGCUUCGGGGGAGCUAAGCUCGAAUGCAAAUGAUUAUUAUUAUGAUUAUUAUUUAAUUUAUAUUUGUUUAAGACAUUGAAAAUGAAAAUUCCACUCUAUGAAAUGAUCACAUAUAUUUUGAAUAUAAAUAUAC